CAUUCCACACAAAUUUGUUUAUUCAGAACUACAUAUCCAUUGCCCUGGUCCAGAGAAGAACGCUUAGUAGUUUAGCAAAGGCACAAAUAACUACAAACUCUCAAAAAAUACAGCAGAAUAGCAGAGGGUUCGGAUGAUUGCCAGUUCGGUAAAUCAAAAGUAUUUGCGAUGCCCAUGCAAGACAACAUACGUAAAAUAGAGGAAUCGCUGUCAAUUAUUUCGGAACGUAUCGACGAGAUCGAGCGAUAUGCGAGGCAAAGCAGGGAAAAGGUGAAAAGAUGCAAACAGGUAGAAAAAGUGAUGAUCAGGAACAGAGACAUUGCCAUAUCUCUGUGCAAUAAGAGGUUGGAACAUGUUAUUGAAGAGAAUUCCAAGCUGAGUGCCAGGAACGUUGAAUUGAAAAGGGAGUCGUUGGAGGUGUUGAACAGAAUGUGCAGGCUGAAGCGGCAUGUUGAGGAGCUGGAAACAAAAAAAGCGACGUACAAGAAGAGAAUAAAACAGCUCGAAGAGAAAAGUGACGUACAUGGUGUUGAAGAUGGAUGUGCACAGGAAUAGGUGUUUGUGGAGCAAAUCUGCGCUGAGUGUCAGAAGGGUAAAAAGGAGGUUGUGCCAGGAGAAGUAAAUCGUUGCUUAGCACAGAGAUAAGAUUAGUUGCUUUGACAGUGCUGGUAAGAAUGGUGCAGUUCACACAUUUAAACGGCACUAUAAUCUGUUGUUGACUACAAGUUGUUCCUUUGUCUGCUCAUGCCGUAGCACCCUAACAACACGCUUAUCCAAUGUCUCUUUGGUAUCGCGUUUUAGUAAAUGAACCGUCUUCGCACAACGGCGGUAAUCGUUCAAAGCAUAAACUCGGGCUAAAGAUGUUGCAGGAGGAUGGUUCACUUGCUCUAACAUGGGGUGUGGAGCGGUAAUUAAACAGGAUUUCAAAUAAAAUAUUUACUCCGA
Molecule: messenger RNA, 945 nt
Organism: Vavraia culicis subsp. floridensis
Lineage: Eukaryota; Fungi; Microsporidia; Pleistophoridae
Exons: 1
Coding region: 169-555 (128 amino acids)
Source: RefSeq, a predicted model, not a curated record